UUUCUCACGUCGAAAUUAACACCACAGGGAAGGGUCGCAAGACAUAUUGUGCAUCGCUUACACGGAACAGUGCGAGAUGUUGGCGGCAGGGAUUUCUGACGGAACGGUAAGGUUGUUCAGAGCCAAUUCGGGCCAGUAUGUAACGGCUCUCAGGGACGCCGAAAUGCGCCAGUACCCUGGACCUACAACUGCAAUAAAACACCGACCCGUCAAUAGAUCUUAUCCGAUUACACAAACGCUCACGGCAACAUAUGCUACAGGCUGCGUGAAGUGCUGGCACUAUCCGACUGGGCAGUGCCUUUACACCAUAAGAGAACGAAGGCAGACAUUAGGUCUGGGGUACCAUCCGUUUCUUCCAAAGUUUGUGACCGUUGGUGACGAUACAAAUAUCUACCUUUACGACGAAGAAACCAAAAUACAGGAACGGGUAUUUCAUGCCAGCAAUGCACCCGACAUGAUGAACGGACAUACUUCGCGUGUAUUUUGUGCGUGUUUCAACCCGAAAUCAGCACACGAACUAAUCAGCGGUGGAUGGGACGACACCGUACAAUUCUGGGAUACCAGGCAGCCCUAUGCUACUCGGCAUAUUUCCGGAGUUCAUAUGUGCGGCGAUGGCAUCGAUAUCAGCAGAACUGGGAAGGAGAUUUUAACUUGCGCAUGGCAACGCAAAAACUCUCUCCAACUAUGGGACUAUGGUUCGGGAAAAUUGAUGGUCACCAUCGAACCAGAUGUUUUUAGUUCUCAGCUGUACUGCGGAAAAUAUAUAAAUAAUCUGUUGAUUAUUUGCGGUGGUGGGGUGACCAAUCUUCUAAGGGUUGUUGAUUUGCGUUCGCAUACGACUGUAGGAUCAAUAAGAAAUCUAUCUGGUGCGGUUUUUGAUUUGGCAAUCGGACCUACAAGGAGCACUAAACGCUCGAAGAUAAAUGAUAUGCCACUUUUACCAAGGAUGGCCUUUUGCUUCGCAAACAAAAUGUAUGAAAUUGAUGUUGGAUAAUAAAUUAUUACCCUGAACUAGUGUCAACUUACACGCCAAUGAGGUGGUGAGAAAAAAGCGAAAAACAGAACUUGCAACAAAAAUUGUUCGCCCGAUAAGAUUCCAUUUUGAAAUAUGACAAGAUAAAUAUUCUGUUAUUUAUAACUGUAAUGAUGUGUUAAGCGAGUAUCACUUCAGUUCAUCGAUCAUUCUCCAAGUAGAUAAAACUGAAAAAAAAUAACCUUUUAAAACUGCGGAUUAGCAAAAUACUGAGUAGAACUAUGUUACACGGACCUUCUUGUAAAAUCGAUAUCAUAACGAGUACAAACGCUUAUCAAAAUACUGGUAAUUAUUUCUAUAUAUAUA
This is a messenger RNA of Diprion similis, 1339 nucleotides long. RefSeq lists its product as uncharacterized. The transcript is spliced from 5 exons. The record is from RefSeq and is a predicted model, not a curated record. Lineage: Eukaryota; Metazoa; Arthropoda; Insecta; Hymenoptera; Diprionidae. Bases 77 to 994 code for a protein of 305 amino acids. Gene Ontology annotation, molecular function: protein binding.